UUGGUCUUGGUUUUUUGGUCAGGCACCACAUGGUCAGCUUUAACACACCAAACAUCUGGGGUCCUUCUUCCUUUCACGUGUUGUAAACUCUUCCUGACAACGUGAGUUUUAACCAUGCCGAAGUCAAAGAGGGACAAGAAAGUUUCACUGACGAAAACAACCAAGAAGGGUUUGGAAAGCAAACAGAACUUGAUAGAGGAGGUUCGGAAAUGCGUCGACGUAUACCAGAAUUUGUUUAUAUUUUCGGUCGCCAAUAUGAGGAAUAAUAAACUAAAAGACAUAAGGACAGCCUGGAAACACAGCAGGUUCUUCUUUGGCAAAAACAAAGUUAUGAUGGUUGCCUUGGGAAAAGGACGAACAGACGAAUACAAAGAUAAUUUGCACAAGGUUAGCAAGCUCCUAAAAGGAGAAGUGGGUGUGUUGUUCUCAAAUAAAACUAAGGAUGAGGUACAAGAGUAUUUCCGCCAGUUCAAGGAUGUGGAUUACGCACGGGCCGGCAACCCUGCCAGGAUGGCUGUGAAACUGGACGAAGGGCCUCUGGAACAGUUCCCCCACUCCAUGGAGCCACAGUUGAGGCAGUUGGGACUCCCAACUGCCCUCAAGAAGGGAGUGGUGACGCUUCUAAAAGACCACCACGUUUGUAAGGAGGGGGACAUGUUGACUCCUGAGCAGGCUCGUAUUCUGAAACUAUUUGGCUUCGAGAUGGCCGUAUUCAAAGUGCAGAUCAAGUGCAUGUGGAACACAGAAGUUGGAGAGUUUGAAAUCUUUGCAGAGGAGGAAGAAGAUUCUAUCGAAGAUGAAGCAGUCAAACAAGUUUGACUCUUACCUGCUUUUAAGCCAUUUCUUGAGCUUUUGUUUAAACUCAACUCAGCCAAUAUUGGAAAACUGUUUAAGCUGUCAAAGCUUGUGUAUCCUGAAAUUAGCCCAACUCCAUGGACCUUUUAUUUGAACUGGACUGACUAGUGAGCAGUGAGUUGUUGAGCUGUAAUGGUCCUUUGACUUGUGUCACGUUGACGCCCUUUCACAUUAAAUGUAUGUGAAUAUCAA
Molecule: messenger RNA, 1047 nt
Organism: Gadus macrocephalus (Pacific cod)
Lineage: Eukaryota; Metazoa; Chordata; Actinopteri; Gadiformes; Gadidae
Gene: mrto4
Product: MRT4 homolog, ribosome maturation factor
Exons: 8
Coding region: 115-819 (234 amino acids)
Biological process (GO): nuclear-transcribed mRNA catabolic process; rRNA processing; ribosomal large subunit biogenesis
Cellular component (GO): nucleolus; preribosome, large subunit precursor
Molecular function (GO): RNA binding
Source: RefSeq, a predicted model, not a curated record